CUGGCUGAUCAAGCUGACACGGGAAGGAGCUAUCAUUGCAUAUGGGCUCGCCGGCAUUCCAGUCCUCACUCAGCUUCAGCCAGCAGCGCACUCGGUGCAAGAGCCAGGCAAGACGGUGGUAGGCACCCUCUUGCGAUGACCCAGGAAUCAAAUCGACUUCUCGUCACGCCGAGACCCUCUCUACAGCCACGAAGCAGGACCACUGGCACUCCGCCGUGGAAACAUCCGCUCAGCCCUGAAUUGGAGCCUUCUAGAAUGAUGAAUCGAGGCCUUGUCGUGCGGAGCUUGUUCAGAUGACCCACGUUGGACCCGCAGACUCUUGGCCAAGGGCAGCAAGGAUGACUGCACUGAGCUGCACUAUCCCAUGCGCUCAGAGGCCUCUCUUUCUCUCGUGCAUGCUACCAUUUUCCAUGGCAUCCUCGAAAACUAUUUUCUUGUGCUGCCAGGCUGUCCAGGUGGUUCUGUAUCGCUCAAAAUAAUGUUGUCCCUUCCCACGCAAUCUUGACCGAGCAAUGGCAAAUAAGGAGCUCGCACGCGCGACUGCCCGCGAGCGUGCGUACCAGACUAUCAAUGUCUGGGCCCGGCCGACCCUCGUGCACCAUUAGAACCUUUCGUCUACAUGCCCUGGGCGGCCAAUCGGUAUCUGUCAUUCCUGAUCUUGGUCUCUCACUCGGCGAGCUCCGUUCACGAGCGUCAUGGAGUCAUCGACAGAUCUCGAGACCUCAUCAGUCGACCGGGAGCUAACUACAGUGCCCCAACUCCUUUUGUAUUCCAUCAAGAUGGUCAAAUUCUUGGAUAGCGUCACAUCUGGUCUGCCGAUCUACCCUUGGGAAUAUCGUCAACCUCUUGAAGCACCAUGAUCUUCGGGGUCGUCGGCAAGACAGGGAUGAACGUGGCAGCUUCCUUGAGCAAACAUGUACAGCCUUCAAAAUCAUGGUUCUCUCUACGAUUUCUCAUUCACAACAACGUCGACCCUAUUUCAUCGUUCAAACCUUGAUAUUAUCCUCCGAUGCCUAGCUCCGUGCGGCUACAGCGGCUCUAGCACGGCCCCUGCACUGGAUGGACAGCUACAAUCAAUCGACACGGCGUGUCACAAAUGUCACACCGUGUUAUCGCGCCAAUUCGUACACAUCACACUUCAUAGAUUGCGGCUGCCCCAUUCCCCCAAUCGCUACCGAGUCAUCCCGUCCACAUUUCCACCAUCAUCCAACUCUACGGAUUGGUCACCUCGUCUGGUUGUCAGAACUGGCGGACUUUUCUCCUCGGACCACUACCAAACGAUAUCCUUAAAAGUACUGUAGCAAUGUCACUUUGAACAGGACGUUCUGCUUUUUUUCAGAGGCUCUCUGUGAUCAACUACAAAUGUGGAGGCGUGUUUUCU
Messenger RNA from Mycena citricolor, 1381 nucleotides. Lineage: Eukaryota; Fungi; Basidiomycota; Agaricomycetes; Agaricales; Mycenaceae. The record is from the annotation of a GenBank genome assembly.